This is a messenger RNA of Rotaria sp. Silwood1, 471 nucleotides long. The record is from the annotation of a GenBank genome assembly. NCBI's taxonomy places the organism in Eukaryota, Metazoa, Rotifera, Eurotatoria, Philodinida, Philodinidae.
AUGUUGUCAAAUGACAUAACUAAUUGUCUUUCGCAUGGAUUAGAUUAUGGUCUUGUUCCUAGAAAGGUUGAUAAUAUGAAUAUUAUCAGUGAUAUUGAAAAUGUUUUUCAUUGGGUUACUGAUAUUUCUCAACAUCAUAAAAACCUUGUAUCUGAACUUAAUAAGAAAGAUACAGUUAUUGGUUCUGAUGUUCGUGUUCUCAAUUCAAAAGAAUUGACUUUAACAAGUAGUUUACGUUCUAUUACUGAUUCAUUUCCUCAUCAAGUUUAUCGUUUUGGACAAUUACAGAAUAGAAUUAAUACUGAACAGAAAAAAUAUCGUCAUUUAUUAAAAAAUUUAAAACAAAACAAAUCAAUUAUUGUUACUCAUCCAGAUAAAGGCAGAGGAUUUGUUUUGUUAAAUAAAGCCGAAUAUUUAUCAAAAAUGUAUACUAUACUUAACGAUUCAACUAAAUUUACGUUUCGCUCGUAG